This is a messenger RNA of Trypanosoma cruzi, 1333 nucleotides long. Its product is annotated as dispersed gene family protein 1 (DGF-1), putative. The record is from RefSeq and is a predicted model, not a curated record. The transcript has a single exon. The annotation marks the transcript as partial. NCBI's taxonomy places the organism in Eukaryota, Euglenozoa, Kinetoplastea, Trypanosomatida, Trypanosomatidae.
GACUUCCUGCUGUGCAAGCACGCGGUGUCUGUGCGUGGGGCUGUGAGCGUGUCGGGCUCCGCUGUGGCGCUUGUGCGAAGUGACUUUGCGUCGACGGGGGACUACGCGGUGGCGUUUUAUUCGACGGUGAGCCUGGAUGGCGGGUCAAUGCUUCUGGCGAAGGGCAACGUGCACGACGGUGUCUCGAGGGAGAUGCUCUACGCCGCUGGCGCUGUGACCGCUGCUGGGAGCACGCUGAGCUUUGUGCGCAACCGAGCGCUGCUGCCGCGGAUGCUGUCGGUGAGCCUGUCGCUUGCGGUUGGGGCGCAUUUGAGGGUGGCGUGCAACGACGCUGGUGGCCGUGUCCUGUCGACGGCGGAGGAGUACGCAGCAGCUGGUUUUGGCGACGCUGGGAGCAUCGACGUUGUUGGGUGCGACGCCUGCGGCAGGGACACGCACUGCUACGCGCCCGGGACGGCGGCGGCGAGCAUGAAGAACGGUGUGUGCGUGUGCGUGUGCGGCAGCGGCGGGUACGGCGAGGCGUGCGUGCCUGUGGGAGCUCCUGCGCUGCCGCCUGCUGUGGGCACUGCGUCGAGCGUGUUCUUCCGCGAGAGCGUGACGGUGCGGUCUGUGUUCGUUGUGCCUGCCGGCGCGAGCGAGGUGACGCUGCGCCACGUUGUGCUGGACGGCGUGAGUCCGGUGCUCUACGUGCCGUGGAUGGCGCGGGACGGCGUGCAGAUUGUUGUGCAGAACGUGUCGCUGCUGAACGGCGCCGUGCUGUACGUGAUGGGCGGUGGAGCGUUGCGCGGUGCGGUGGCGGCGGGGAGCGACGAGAGUGGGCCGGUGGAGCUGUCGGUGUGCGAUGUGGAGGCGCUGAACGGUGCGCUUGUGCUGACCGGCACGUUCCCCGCGGGGUCUUUGCUGACGGUGACGGGCUCCCUGCUGGUUGCCGCGAGGUCGACGCCGCUCGUGUAUCUUUCCGGCUCGCAGUCCUCGCCGUACGCACCGGUGCUGGUGCUGUCGGGCCUGCGGCUCGUGCGGUCUGUGCUGGUUGUGUCCGGCGUUGCCCUCGUGACUGUGAUGACUGGUGGGCGGACGGUGGUGGUGGACGGCGCGGUGCUGGAGGUUGUCGGUGGCGGUGUUGCGCUGGAUGCGGCUGUGUUCGGAGGCGACGUUGCAUUGUACGCGAGUGCGCGCGUGGUUGCGUCGGGGGGCGCUGUGCUGCGCGUGUCUGGGAGCCAGGUGUACGCUGCGCAUGGGUUGGUGUUCGACAACGGGGUGAUGGCCAACGCGUCCGCCGUCGUAGUGAACGACAACGCCGGUGCGCUGACCGAUGGCGCGCUGCUGGUGCUGC